Messenger RNA from Syngnathoides biaculeatus (alligator pipefish), 3631 nucleotides. RefSeq names its product opioid receptor, kappa 1 (gene oprk1). Gene Ontology annotation, biological process: neuropeptide signaling pathway; G protein-coupled opioid receptor signaling pathway; sensory perception of pain. Gene Ontology annotation, molecular function: dynorphin receptor activity; neuropeptide binding. The coding region runs from base 139 to 1497 and encodes 452 amino acids. NCBI's taxonomy places the organism in Eukaryota, Metazoa, Chordata, Actinopteri, Syngnathiformes, Syngnathidae. The record is from RefSeq and is a predicted model, not a curated record. The transcript is spliced from 4 exons. Gene Ontology annotation, cellular component: membrane; neuron projection.
UUAUCCUCACAACGGUUCCGCAGUGCUGGAGCCUAUCCCAGCUGCCAACGGGCAGGAGGCGGGGUACACCCUGAACUGGUCGCCAGCCAAUCGCAGGGCACAGGGAGACAAACAACAGCCGCACUCACAAUCACACCUAUGGACAAUUUAGGGUGUCCAAUUAAUGUUGCAUGUUUUUGGGACGUGGGAGGAAACCGGAGUGCCCGGAGAGAAAACACGCAGGCAUGGGGAGAACAUGCAAACUCCACACAGGCGAGUCCGGGAUUGAACCCAGAUCCUCAGAACUAUGAGGCCAACGCUUUACCAGGAAGAACACAAGAGGGGGGUGAUCGAGUGCGCAUGUCCAUGGAGACCGGCGUGGUCCACAUCCAACGAGAGGGCGGGGCCGGGGACCGGUGUCCCUGGGACCGGGAUGGCGAGGCCGGCGAGGCCGGCGAGGCGGGUUGCACCUGGCCGACCUCCGCCGCCUCGUCUUCGGCCUCGGACGCCCUCAACGGCACGUGGGAGGCCGAGGCCAUGUCGCCCAUCAUCCCCGUGAUCGUGGCCGUGUACUCGCUGGUGUUUGUGGUGGGGCUGGUGGGCAACUGCCUGGUCAUGUACGUCAUCAUCAGGUACACGAAGAUGAAGACAGCCACCAACAUCUACAUCCUGAACCUGGCGGUGGCGGACGCGCUGGUGACCAGCACGAUGCCCUUCCAGAGCACCGACUACCUGCUGAGCUCGUGGCCCUUCGGCCAGGUGGCCUGCAAGGUCUUCAUCUCCAUCGACUACUACAACAUGUUCACCAGCAUCUUCACGCUCACCAUGAUGAGCGUGGACCGCUACGUGGCCGUCUGCCACCCCGUCAAGGCGCUGGACUUCCGCACGCCCGUCAAGGCCAAGGUCAUCAACGUGCUGAUCUGGGGGCUGUCGUCCGCCGCCGGCGUGCCCGCCAUGAUCCUGGGCGGCACCAAGACCAACAACGGGACCACGGAAUGCGCUCUUCAGUUCCCGGACCCGUACACUUACUGGGACACGCUGAUGAAGAUCUGCGUGUUCAUCUUCGCCUUCGUGGUGCCCGUCAUCAUCAUCAGCGUCUGCUACACGCUGAUGAUCCUGCGCCUCAAGAACGUCCGGCUGCUGUCCGGCUCGCGCGAGAAGGACCGCAACUUGCGGCGCAUCGCCCGCCUGGUCCUGGUGGUGGUGGCGGUCUUCGUGGUGUGCUGGACCCCCAUCCACAUCUUCAUCCUGGUCAAGGCCCUGUCGCCCCACGUGCCCGAGACCACGCCGGUCACGGCCGCUUACUUCUUCUGCGUGGCGCUGGGCUACACCAACAGCAGCCUCAACCCCAUCCUGUACGCGUUCCUGGACGAGAACUUCAAGAGGUGCUUCUGGGAUUUCUGCCGGCCCGGCGCCGGGAGGGAUUGCCAGGGCGCCAGCCGGGUCCGGAGCACCCUCCGGGACCACACGUGCACCGCCGACAACCGCGGGGACCCCGGGCAGGCUAGGCCCGUAUGACUAGCCGUGGACGCGUCCUCCACGCAGGGACCGGAGGACUCCAACGACUUGUGCUUGACGCAAGUCACCACCGCCGUCUGAGCGUCACGGUGGGGGUCCGCGCCACGUGAAGUCACUAUGGCGGCCCCCCAAACGUCCCUUUUGCACCAAGUCGCCGUUUUGGCCGACCGAUUGUGAUGGCGCCACGGUGGGCCGCAUCCCGCGAUACGGUGGCCCACUUGUGAUGACAUCACGGUGGUAAAGUCAACGUGGUGGUCCACAAUUUCUGAUGUCAACCACGCCGGUGAUGUCACUAAUGGUCACCGUGGUGACGCAGUAAGCCAGCAAUGGUGGUCCGCUCAGGACGUCACCAUAGUGACGAUGUCACCAUGGUGAUCCACAACUUGUGAUAUCACCUCUGUUGGUCCUCUUGUGAUGUCAGGAUGGUGGUCUGCUAGUGACAUGGACUCAUGUUUUAAGUUAUGAUUUUAUCACAGGUGGCACGGUGGAGCAGCUGAUAAAGCGUUGGCCUCACAGUUCUGAGGACCCAGGUUUGAUCCCGGUCCCGCCUGUGUGGAAUUUGCAUAUUCUCCCUGUGCCCGUGUGGGUUUCCUCCGGGCAUGUCCACCUCCCAAAAACACACGACGUUAUUAAUUGGACACUUUAAAUUGUCCCAAGGUGUGAUUGUGAGAGCGGCUGUUUGUCUCCAUGUGCCCUGCGAUUGGUUGCCAACCAGUUCAGGGUGUGCCCCGCCUCUUGCCCGUGGACCGCUAGGAUAGGCUCCGGCACUCCCUCGACCCUCGUGAGGAUAAGCGGCUAAGAAAAUGGAUGGAUGGAUGGAUUUUAUCACACUUUGUCAAUUCGUGGACUCACACACAGUGAAGAAAAUAAGUAAUUGAACACCCUGCAAUAUUGCAAGUUCUCCCACUUAGAACUCUUGGAGGGGUCUGAAAUUUUUGUCGUAUUACACAAAUAAAUUGUUAAAAAAAUGUGAUUUCUGGAGAUGCGCCUACGAUAAAACUUUCAGACCCCUCCGUGAUUUCUAAGUGUGAGAACUUGCAAAAUAGUAGGGUGUUCAAAUACUUAUUUUCUUCAACUGUAAUAGUGCGUCAUCCAAUUGAGGAUAUUAAAAUGCAACUAAAAGCAAUUAAAAAAGUAUAAUGUGGUGGAUGUAAUUAGCUUUACUCGGGCGCCUAAAAGCACCAUGUGACGCUUUCCUGCGACACACACGCAGGGCAGACAUGGCAUCUGUAAAGCUGACAUUUAUGUUACAUUGUGAUGUCAAGUAUUUGUAUGUUUUUGUGUGUCCGUGUGUGUGUGUUUGACAAUAUAAGUCUCUUUUCGAGUAAAUGUAUUUCCUGUUUCGCUAUCUGAGGAAAUACACGAUGAUAUAUUUUUUCGAUUAUCGCCGGAUAGCAUUUGUGGUCCCAAGCGUGAUUAAAAAAAAAUAUAUAUACUUUUGGAAAGGGGGUUCCAAAAAAAAAUUAAAGAAGACUAGAAUAGUGAAAUAUACAUUAAUAAAUAUAUAAUAGUAAUUAAUUAUAAUUAAUAAUUUAUUGUUAUAAGAAUAAAUAAUAGAUGAAUAAAUAGUGAAACCGUUUUUAAACCAUGCAUAUUCAUUUUGCAAUGGCGCUACCGCUCCGUACGACUCAUUCGCUCCUCGAUGUGCCAAAGAUAUGAUUCCACCCUCCAACAAAAAAAUUCCAUUGUGAACAUGUGUUGUGCGAAUGUUAUUAUUUUAAACGCGGUUUUGGCCCCGCGGGUAUAGGUGCACCCCCCCCCCCCCGUCCGGUUUUACAAAGUCCGUGUCUGUUUUUGCUGCAUCUUGUGCGUUUUUUUUUUUUUUUUUUUGCCAAACUGGACUUCAGAUAGUUUGAGACGGAAAUGUUUUGCAUGUGAAUUAAUUUCAUAUUUGGAGGCUGAACUGGUGAGGAGACUGGAAAAAAAAAUCACUUGAUGAUUGCUGGAGUCUCAACACAUUGGAAAUGAGCUAUUAUGACAAUAUCGAUAUAUUUCUAUUGCUUUGUGAUGUAAUGUGAUACGAAAGCAUUGAUCCCGCACAAAGUAUUUCAUAUUGUGACAUAUUACAGGAUGGAUUGUAACUAUGUUUUGAUUGAUUGUCCUGAUUGCUGUAUCAAUAUGACUGUGCCAUAUU